AUAAACAACGCGACUUGAAUUAUUACUUCAAAUUUUAACGAUCGAUUCCGAACAAAUAAAAUACAGUGAGCUUUUUCCCGAAAAUCUGUGCAACAAUUGACACCGAGAUGGCUUUUAAAUUUCUAAUCGUUAUGAUCACAACGGUGGUUUCAGUAUCAGUAGCGAAACCAAUCAUGGUAUCAUUUGGCACAAACCAUGGCCCCAUCAUCGCUCCGACAGUAUCUUCAUCAACGGCAAACCCAUUGGCACCGAGAAGUGCUCCAGCAGUUUACGAGAAAAUCGAAGACGACGUUCCCAAUACCUUCCAUUACAAGGCACCAACUCCACACCAGUACAGGAAGCAAAUACUAUCUCACAAACCUAACCCGAAUCUGAUCUUAGGCACUCCCCUGGACAUCAAGUUUACACCGGCGCUGCAAAAGUAUGAUAUCUACAAUAGAAAAUCGAAGUUUGCAAAGGCCAUUGGAUUAGACUACACCGGUCCCCAAUAUUUCGAAGUUCAGCAAUACGAAGUCGACAAAAUAGCUAGGCAGGUGGAGAACAAGAGUCAGAGCAGUUCUCAACACUUUGUCCAACAAUAUACCACCCAGAGGAGAUACGACAACCAGGAACCAAAGGUGCAGAAUGCUCAGCAGGUCAAGCAAGUUGUGUACCAAGUGCACGAACCGCAGAACAGCGUCUCCAGUUACCAAUACAACUUCAACAAGAACAACAAUCAAUACGUACCGGAAAUUGGAGUCAUUUACUCAUCUGGCUUGAGGUAUUACGUGCCGCAGAUCGUUUACUACAACCAAGAAGAGAACGAGAACUCGGUCUACGACAAAAGCGAACCAAAAUACUACCACCAUAGGCCUCAGUAACUUAUUCAAUUAGCGUUAGAUUAACUCAGUACAUGUAUUAAAUUCUUUAUCAAAUGAAAGAGAAACCUUUUUCCAGUGCCAAUGCAAAUAUUUACUAGUUACAACAUAUAUUAUUGCUUUCUUUACGAUGAAUCUGCAAUGCUGUGUCAUACAGAAAAUAUUGAUGCAAAUAAAAAACAAAAUAAUAUAAUAAAUCUGUAAAUACUAUUCCAUUCCCUCGAUUAGAGAUAAUUUACAAUUUCUUUAUCCUUGGCAUUAAGAGCCAAAGACCUCAUUAGAUGUGUGCUAGUGCUAUACAUAUGUUUUUUUUUAUACUAUUUCGCACAAGGUUAACGAUAUGAUUUAUAUUAUA
This is a messenger RNA of Nicrophorus vespilloides, 1212 nucleotides long. RefSeq lists its product as uncharacterized. The record is from RefSeq and is a predicted model, not a curated record. Bases 108 to 860 code for a protein of 250 amino acids. The transcript is spliced from 2 exons. Lineage: Eukaryota; Metazoa; Arthropoda; Insecta; Coleoptera; Silphidae.